ACAGCAGCACCCCUCCCGCACCCUCCGAGCGCCACGCGCACCAACCAUCUUCACGCGCCGCCACUAACGCUCCCAGCUCUGGCAAAGGAGCUGCGUUGAGAUGUUGGUUCCGCCGCGAGCCGCCGGCUCUUCCUUCCUUUCGGGCUUCAUCUCGGAGAGGAGCGCAGGCAGAGGAGCCUCUGCUAUGCGGGGGAGCUGAAGUAAAACACGGGGGAUUCGGUCACGGGUGGAUAUUUUUCUUUUCUUUUAUUUUUUUUUUCCCUUUAUGAGGAUGACUGAGUGCUGACAAAGAAAACCAGGGGAGCCCUCCUGGCUUCGGUUUACACCCGCGAACUUAAAAGGCACGCGCUUUACGCUCAGCCAAAGAUUUAUUUUUUUAUUAUUAUUUUUCUUUAAUAAGGCUUCUUUUUUGGGGGGGAGGGGGAAAGGAAACCAUGCCUGUUCGGAGAGGUCAUGUUGCGCCACAGAACACAUUUCUUGGAGUGAUUAUUCGGAAAUUCGAAGGACAAAAUAAGAAAUUCAUCAUAGCCAAUGCCCGCGUGCAGAACUGUGCGAUCAUCUACUGCAACGACGGCUUCUGCGAGAUGACGGGCUUCUCCAGGCCGGACGUCAUGCAGAAGCCGUGCACGUGCGACUUCCUGCACGGCCAGUUCACCAGCCGGCACGCGGUGGCCCAGGUGGCUCAGGCGCUUCUGGGCUCCGAGGAACGAAAGGUGGAGAUCACCUACCACCGCAAGGAUGGUUCGAAGUUCCCCUGCACCACUCACAUUAUCCCUGUAAAAAACGAGGAGGGCGUGGUUAUGAUGUUCAUCCUGAACUUCGAUUACGUCCUGGACGACGUCAGCUGCGACUCGCUGGAGAGACUCAACCACACGUCUCCCUCCAAAGCCAACCAGCGUAGAGGGAGAUUCUUCCGCUUCCGCUUACCAGCCUUGCCUCUCCUGGGCCUCAGCAAGCAGUCCCUUCCCCAAGAGGACCCAGACGCAGUCAUGGUGGACUCUCCCCGACACAGCGAUGGCUCGGUGGCCACACGAGACUACCAACUUCCCACUACCAGAGAGAGCUGCAGUCCCUCUUAUGCCAACGACACCGCCGCUCUCAUCGGACCCAGCCACUGCUCAACCCCAGUGUCGGGCCCCUUGGACCACUCAUCCCCCAAGGGUCCCUGGAACCGGACAUACCAGAGCCAGGCUAUCACACAGACCCAGCAGCAGAGCCAAGAGGACACACUAGCUGGAGCUCCGUCAAUCCCGGGCCUUACUCCAACUGCUUCCAGAGAGAGCUUGUGCAGUAUCCGCAGAGCCUCCUCCGUUCAUGACAUCGAAGGCUUUGGGUCCAAACCCAAGACUACAUUCAGGGACAGGCAUGCCAGUGAAGACAAUGGUCGCAAUAUCAAAGUGUCGCGCUCCUGGAUGGCUGGGGGCCCGCUCAGCCACAUCAAGUCCAGCCUGCUCGGCUCCACCUCCGACUCCAACCUCAACAGGUACAGCACCAUUAACAAGAUCCCCCUCAUCACCCUCAACUUCUCUGAAGCCAACAAUGAAAAGAAGUGCCCCUCCCCUCCUUCCUCUGAGAAGACCAUCAUUGCUCCAAAGGUCAAAGACCGAACACACAACGUCACAGACAAGGUCACACAGGUUCUUUCCCUGGGUGCAGAUGUGCUGCCUGAAUAUAAACUGCAGACUCCACGUAUAGACAAAUGGACCAUCCUCCAUUACAGCCCUUUCAAAGCAGUGUGGGACUGGCUCAUCCUGCUGUUGGUCAUCUACACCGCUAUUUUCACUCCGUACUCCGCUGCCUUUCUCCUCAACGACCUGGAGGAGAGGAAAAGGCGGCUCUGCGGCUACUCAUGUUCUCCGCUGAACGUGGUCGAUCUGAUGGUGGACAUUAUGUUUAUAGUUGACAUCCUAAUAAACUUUCGAACCACUUACGUCAACUCCAACGAGGAAGUAGUCAGCCAUCCAGCCAAGAUUGCCAUCCAUUACUUUAAAGGCUGGUUCCUCAUAGACAUGGUGGCGGCCAUCCCAUUUGACCUGCUCAUCUUUGGCUCAGGAUCAGAUGAGACCACCACCCUGAUCGGCCUGCUGAAGACAGCCCGUUUGCUACGCCUGGUGCGAGUCGCUCGUAAGCUGGACCGCUACUCUGAGUACGGUGCUGCUGUUCUCAUGCUGCUCAUGUGUAUAUUUGCCCUUAUCGCCCACUGGUUAGCCUGCAUCUGGUAUGCAAUCGGCAACGUGGAGAAGCCUUACCUAGAGCAUAAGAUCGGCUGGCUGGACAACCUCGGAGUUUCCAUAGGGAAGAAAUACAACUACAGCGACCCCAGCUCAGGCCCGUCUAUCAAAGAUAAGUACGUGACAGCUCUUUACUUCACCUUCAGUAGUCUGACCAGCGUGGGUUUUGGAAACGUCUCCCCCAACACCAACUCUGAGAAGAUCUUCUCCAUCUGCGUCAUGCUCAUCGGAUCUCUGAUGUACGCCAGCAUCUUCGGGAACGUGUCGGCCAUCAUCCAGAGGUUGUACUCGAGCACGGCCAGGUAUCACCUCCAGAUGCUGCGAGUCAAAGAAUUCAUCCGCUUCCAUCAGAUCCCCAACCCCCUCAGACAGAGGCUGGAGGAGUACUUCCAACACGCUUGGACGUACACCAACGGCAUCGACAUGAAUAUGCAGGAGGUUCUGAAGGGUUUCCCAGAGUGCCUACAGGCUGAUAUCUGCCUCCACCUUAACAAGAGCCUCCUCCAGGAGUGUAAGGCGUUUCAAGGAGCAACUAAGGGCUGCCUCCGGGCCCUGGCCAUGAGGUUCAAGACCACCCAUGCUCCUCCUGGAGACACGCUGGUCCACAGCGGGGACGUGCUCACAGCGCUCUACUUUGUGUCCCGGGGUUCCAUCGAGAUCCUGAAGGACGACAUUGUGGUGGCCAUCUUGGGUAAAAACGACAUCUUUGGCGAGAUGAUCCACCUGUUUUCCAAGCCGGGGAAGUCCUGCGCUGACGUACGGGCGCUGAGUUACUGCGACCUACACACCAUUCAGAGGGAGGAGAUCCUGGAGGUGCUGGACAUGUACCCAGAGUUCGCCGACCACUUCUUCACCAACCUGGAGCUGACCUUUGAUCUCCGGGAUGAAAACGCAAAGACAACCUACCAAAGUAACUCCAACAUGGUCGACGUGAAGUGCCGAAGAAGGGUUUCGUAUAAGAGAAAAUCCUCCACAGGCUCGCACAAGGAACCAGCGGCCCCGCAUUGCGACGCCAAGCAGAGCAGGAACGUCUACGCCUCGUCACCGGUUCAAGAGAGGAGAGAGUCUGAUGAAGAGGAAGAAGACAAUGAGGAUGAGGAAGAGGAGGAGGAGGAAGAGGAGCAGAGGCCCUUGUGUUCUGGUGUGCUAGGCUACCCGGUGGUUAGGGACCAUACGCUGGGUCUGGGGCUGAGCAGCGCUCCUGAGGCACAGGCUGGAGACCCGCCACAGAACCAGGAGUAUAAAGAGCUCCAUGCAGAAGACUGGGUGGGUCCACAUCCCAGCGAGGGGGCGGGGGAGUCGGCCCAGAGCCCAGAGAUGCACGCUGGGGAGGACAGUGACACGGACCUCACCUACGGGGAGGUGGAGCAACGGCUGGAUCUGCUACAGCAGCACCUGAACAGGCUGGAGUCCCAGAUGUCGACGGACAUCCAGGCCAUCUUGCAGCUCCUCCAAAGGCAAACGGCAGUGGGCCCCCCCGCCUACAGCACCGUCACCUCCAGCCCGGAGUACCACAGCCCGACCAUCCGGGUCCAGCCGGCGUCUGCCAUCCCGACGGAGCUCUGCCUCGACCCGCCUCCACCUCAGCCACAGGGCCCCGACUCGGAGAGUUCUUCUCCGAAAUCCAAAGAAACCUCUCCAGUCCUCGUCUGCACACAGACUCUUCCAGAUGGGAACUUUGCGGGGCUGCUGGAGAGCGACUCCAACGCCGAUCAGAGACACGCGAUAGAGCCGCCUCACCAACAAUCGCCGCGGUUCCCAUCAGGGCGACAAGCUUCUCUACCCGACGUCCCCAACAGCUCGGGGAUGUUGGGACUCCACAGGCCUGGCUCUGACCCGGGUCUUCCAGGACAGUAACCCCCCCCCUCCAACCCUUAAAGACUAAAGGUCUUCUCUUAAGCUUGACUCAGGGUCUAAGAAAGAGACUGAAUAUGCAAAGGAUUAAAAACUGUAGAUUUUCUUCCAUUCCUUUUGAGAACAUCUGAACCCUCCCCUCCCCCACUGAUCUAGAUGUACAUAUCU
Messenger RNA from Cyprinodon variegatus (sheepshead minnow), 4253 nucleotides. It is a transcript of the gene kcnh7a, whose product is annotated as potassium voltage-gated channel subfamily H member 7-like. The coding region runs from base 435 to 4088 and encodes 1217 amino acids. The transcript is spliced from 19 exons. Gene Ontology annotation, molecular function: inward rectifier potassium channel activity. The record is from RefSeq and is a predicted model, not a curated record. Gene Ontology annotation, cellular component: membrane. NCBI's taxonomy places the organism in Eukaryota, Metazoa, Chordata, Actinopteri, Cyprinodontiformes, Cyprinodontidae. Gene Ontology annotation, biological process: potassium ion transmembrane transport; membrane repolarization during action potential.